AUGGUCCACAUACAGUCCACGACUCAAGAUGGUAUAGAUUCUAACCAUGACGCAGCUGCAAGCUCCAGCUCCAGCAGUCCAGCCGUAGGAGCAUCUUCGCGCAAAGCUGCUCAGGCUGCAGUAAGGAGCUCUCUGGAGUCGGACAGAUCGUACGAUGAUGGUGACUACGAUGUAGACGAAGAGGCCCGUCUAUUCGCCGGGCACGAUACGCCUCAUCAGGAAGCGGCGGGCACGACCUCCAAAAGGCACUCGGCUCAGGGGCCGAUCCUCUACGAUGCGGCUGAUGAGCAAGAUGGCAAUGAAGAGGUUGCACAUGCGCACACACCAUCCGGUCACGAGUCUGAUGUGCACCGUUUCGAAGAUAGGAGGGAGACGGGGGGUUGGACCACCAGACUCAAAGGCAGAGGCCCCGUGGCAAGAGCUUGGGAGAUCGCAAGAGAAGUGAGUGACAUCAUCAAUGAUGCUUGAUGGCACGUGUCCGGUGCGGGUAUGGGCGAGGUGAGGCUGCGUCAUCUGUGCUGCCCUCAACAUCGCUUCCAAGGCGUAGAUGGCGGCCUAAAUGCCAACGCGCUGGCUAAUUGGGGCAGCCUAGUUGCGCUGUGCGUAGUGUGCUCAAGUCCGGGCUGCACCGUAUCGAUGGACAAUUGACAGCCGUGGGAUGCGCAUCUCUAUACUUGCUGUCUCCCGACUAUGAUAGCUCGGGCAUACAUCGUUGGGUCAGCCUAGCGAAAGUACACCAUAGCAUUGCCAGCUCAUCUCUGGGGCGCCUAGCUUCUUGUAGCCGCUGGUACCAUGAGCUCUAGUCCGUGGCUGUACGAACGCCUCUCUUUGGUCGCACCCACAAGCACCACGCGGCAGACAUGGCUGACAACAAGGCGUUUCGCUACACAGGCGUUGCCCACCCUGGUUCUUUCAGUGUUCAGCUUGAUGUUUGCAGGCGAGCUGCUAGUACACAUUGCGGUGAGGUUGUGCGCUGUCAAAUGCCAGAAGCUUGUCCCUCUGCCGCUGACAUACUUUCUCUGCUGUGCGCGCCUGUUCGGCUUUGCAGAGAUGGCCAGUCUUUGUAAAGGGUGAGCUACCUUCCCCUUCGGCUGCGCUGUCUGACGACCACUAACCCCUCUUCCUCCAUUUCACGCAGUCGACAAGCUCUUCAUCCUCGUGCCUAUCCUGCUGAACCUCAAAGGAAACCUGGAGAUGAAUUUGUCGCUGCGUAUGUCCACCUCUGCAAAUAUUGGAGAGCUGGAUGUCCGUCGAACGCGACAAACACUCAUCCUAGGCAACAUGAGCUUGUUGCAGGUGCAAGCUCUGAUAGUCAGCUCCUUUGCUGGUAUCUUGGCAUUCGUGCUGGGUGUCAUCACUCCUGAAGCAGCGCCAGAGGGCAACAAUGGCGGACCAGCGUCAUCGAAGCAGAUGCUCGCUCUGCGUUUCGCGCAGAAGGUCUUACGUAGUGGACGACCUAAACGAGCUGCUCUUGAAAAUCGACUUUCGCCACGCCGCAUCAUUCACCACCAUCCAAAGCCAGUCGUGGACCCAGCUUUGCGUCUGCGCAACGGCUACUUCGAGUUUGUCUUGGUCAUAGCGACAGGCAUGCUCUCCGCAUCGCUGUCUUCUGCCAUUCUGGGCUCCUUCAUGUGCGCUCUCGUGGUAGUCACUCGCCAACUGGGUGGCAAUCCGGACAACAUCGCUUCCCCUCUCGCAGCUUCGCUGGGCGAUCUUCUCACGUUGACUAUCCUCGGCCUUCUCGCUUCACUACUUGUGCAUUUUGAAGGGACGAUCUUGGCGACACUGAUUCUCGUUGGACUGCUCGUCGCCUGCGGUUCCUGCUUUGUCGCGACCUACCGCAACGCUUACGUUCGGGAACUGCUGUCCAGUGGAUGGGUGCCUCUCAUUGUAGCCAUGUUCAUCUCGUCCGGAGCAGGACUAUUGUUGGAUGCAUUCGUGCAACGAUUCGAGGGCUUUGCACUCUUGGCCCCGGUCGUCACUGGACUACCAGGCGCUUGCGCAGCGAUCUUUGUCAGUCGAACAUCCACCGCUCUGCACAGCGGAAAGGGAGCUGCAGCCAACAUGAUGUCUCCACGACGUCUUGCGCCCGUCAGGUCUUGGUCCACAUCCAGCAGCGGAGAGAUGUCGGUCAGCUCAAGAAACGGCAUCUCUCGUCUAUGGUCUCGCGUCACAUCUGCCAUCGCCUCGCUCCCUCCACCCACAGAAGGCUGGCUAGUCCCGACAACGCUCUUCAUCAUCGGACUGGUAAUCGAGACGCUCUUCUUGGUCUUUGUUUGGGCUUCGGGCCAGAUGAGCUUUGGCUUGCCCUUUGCCAUCUUCUUUGUCAUCAUUGGCGCAUUUGGCUUCGUCGCCGCGCUCUUUGUCAGUCACGCUCUGACCAUAGGCUUGUGGUACAACGAUUACGACCCAGGUGAGUGCGGAAGUGGACCAUAAUGCAGACGUGGCAUGUUGAUGUUGAUGUUGAUCUGGAUUUUUGGUUCGCUCCAAUCAUACCAGACAUUUACUCUUUGCCUUUCGUCUCGUCCAUCGUCGACGUGGUGGGGCAAGCGCUUCUCGUGACGACUUUUACUAUUGCUCUUGCUCUGGGCGACUCGGUCACUGCGGCUGUCAAUGCAGGCGAAGGUCACGGAGGCGCUUGA
Molecule: messenger RNA, 2642 nt
Organism: Ceraceosorus bombacis
Lineage: Eukaryota; Fungi; Basidiomycota; Exobasidiomycetes; Ceraceosorales; Ceraceosoraceae
Source: the annotation of a GenBank genome assembly